Molecule: messenger RNA, 3124 nt
Organism: Desarmillaria tabescens
Lineage: Eukaryota; Fungi; Basidiomycota; Agaricomycetes; Agaricales; Physalacriaceae
Exons: 5
Coding region: 104-2887 (927 amino acids)
Biological process (GO): cytoplasmic microtubule organization
Cellular component (GO): microtubule plus-end; cell cortex; nucleus
Molecular function (GO): microtubule plus-end binding
Source: RefSeq, a predicted model, not a curated record
AAAGCUGAGUGACCGCUAGAUCACCGAAAGCAGUAUACAGGAAGGUGCGUAGUACCUUGAUAACGCAAAGCUUAACGACAUGCCUCCUUACAGGUAAUGCAAGAUGCUGAAACCACGGCAAUCAGGCAUCCCGACACCCGGACGCGCCCGCUCCCUGUCGCGAUCCCAAUCAUACAGCCAUCUACAUACGACACACGAAGAAGAGGAGUUAUCUCGCGCAUUUGAGGACGUUAUGCGGGGGAGGCCACCAAGUAUCACUUCUUAUCCCAACCCCACUGUAUCGUCGCGGGCGAAGACGCCGGUUUCGAAACCGCCGGGGAAGCUCAUUGCAUCGACCAGCAGACCCCCGAGUAGGACCGCAGGCCGACCACCUUCCACCUUACACGCUUUCGAAGAAGGCGAUAAGGUGCGCAUCGAGAGCCUGGGGUUUGAGGGGACGCUGCGAUAUGUGGGGGAGAUUGAGGGUAAGGGAGGACUGUGGGCAGGGGUAGAGCUCUCCGGCGGUUUCGCUGGGAAAGGGAAGAAUGAUGGAAGCGUUGGAGGGAAGCAGUACUUCACCUGUCCGCCACAUUGUGGCGUCUUCGUUGCUACAACAAAACUCAGCGCAGCUACUACAGGUGUGACGAGGAGACCACCUUCAGCACUAGCCGGACGAGCAACGCCGUCUUCGUCCGGAAGACCACCGUCCUCAGUUGGAGGACGCACUACACCAUCUAUCUCGAAUGGCAGAAUCACACCUAGUACCAAUGGCCGGGUUACUCCAUCGAUAUCAAACGGAAGAGUUACACCCUCAACCAGUUACACAAGGAAGCCAGCAGUGCCGACAAUUACACCUGCUCCGCGUCUACCUAGAAAGAGCCUCAGUACAGUAACGCCGACGCCCGGUACCAGAGCUAGUAAAUAUGCCGGCAUGACCGCUACGCAACUCCGGAGCUCGCCGCAGAAGAUCUCUUCGCCCAGUUCGAUUGGAUUAGGGUCUCCUAGUGGUAUUGCGAGGAGUGUAUCAUCUCCUAGAUCUAUUUCGAAUGUUGGCGGCGCGCCGUCUUCACCGUUUGCCACUCCGAAACCUUCUUCAAAGAGACGGGUGCCUAGCGGUGUGGCGAUGCCCCCUCCACCAUCACCAAUCAGGUCUGUAUCACCAACGAGGAGCACCAGCGUUGGGAGCAGCGUGUCUCCAUCUGUGACCGUCGAUUUAGAUGCUCGAAGUCGUGACAUACAAGCGCGCAUAGCUGAAAUCUCGGGCGGAGGUACUGGGAAGGGUCUGGACUCCCCAUUUUCGGGUUCGUUCAAGACUGAAAUGCUACCCCCGGCUUCGAGUCCGGGUCCAUCACGGACUAGUCCUCUCCCCAGGCGUUCACUGGGACUCACACCCUCAUCUCCAAGUCCGAGAAGGUCGAUGGCUUCUAGUCCUGCCGUUCGACCGGAAUCAAGCAUUUCAGUAAGAAGUGAUGGGAGGAUGGAGGCACUGAUAGACGACAAUGAGCGUCUACGAGCUGAUGUGGAGCAGUUGAAGGCAGAUAUGGCGAAGCUGGAAAGUGAGAAGGCGGCCAAGGACGAUGAGAGGGAGAAGCUGAAGCUAGAGAUUGAGCGAGCGAAGGAGUUGAAGGAGGAAGAAGAGAAGAGGCGCGAAGAGAUUGAGGGAAAGCGGGAGGAGCUGGAGACGAGACGGGAGGAGCUAGAAAAGCGGGUGUCAGACCUCGAGGGUGAAAUACGCGAGAAGGACGUUGCUGGAGAUGCCCGUUUGAAGGAGCUCGCUGACUUGGAGAGCAAGUUCAAGGAGGGCGAAGCCGAGGUUGGAAAGCUGAAGAAGGCGAUUCUAGCUUUGGAGGAAGAGCGGUAUGACUUGAUGAGUCAAGUAGGCGAGCUUCGGGAGGCUGGGCAAGAGACGAUCGCAUUGUAUGAAGAGCGACUUCGGGCGACCGAUGUGCAAAAGUAUGAGAUGCAAGAUCGACUUGCCGAGUUGGAGGCACGUAUCCCUGCUGUUGCGCCUCCUACCAUCACUCUCAGCGCCGGACAAGAGAUCGACAACGAGACGCUGAGAGACCAAGUGCUGCAUCUGCAGAAGAAGAUCGCCGGCCUGGAGGAUAUGAUCGAGGAUGGGAGAGUUGCUGCUGAGCGAGAAGAGGGAGCAUGGAGAGAGAGGAUGAAGAAAGUGAAGGAGGAGAAGGAGGCGAUGAGGAGGGAGCUUGGUGAGGGUAAGAGGGAGGCGGAGCGUGCAAGGACGAGCGAGGACGAGGAGAGGGGACGGAGGGGCGAGGUCGAGGAAGCGUUGAGGGAGAGUAUGACUGCUCUUGAAGAAGCUAGAGCCGAGCUUGAAGGACUGAGAAGCGAGUUAAACCAGCUUAAUGGUCUCGACGACAAGGAGGAGCUCGCACACAAGAAUGCAGAGUUGCAGCAAAUUGCGGAAGAGCAGGUCGCCCAGCUUGACAAGCUGCAUCAGCGAUUAGACGACCAGACCCUCGAGCUCGAGGCGUUGAGGAAGAAGGUCAACCGGGAGGCCGUCGUUACGUCGUCGAAGAGCGAGAUGAAGAGUGCGCAGGAGGAGAUUAAGGGUCUGAAGCAUAUCGUGCGGGAGCUCCAGGCUGAGGCAUCUCGUUUGGAGAGCGAGAAUAAGAUGCUUAUUGGAGAGAUGGAGGAGUUGCGCCAGGAGGUGAAGAUCCUGGAAGACAGCAUGGAUAGGGAGGAAGAAGGUGCUCUUAAUGACGAUGUCGAGGAUAUGAGGAAGAAGCUUGCGGAGGCCGAGAAGAAGAAUUUGAGGGUUACGAGUGAUCUCAAUAAGGAGAUCAGCGAGCUGGAGGCUUUGGUGGAGAGUAAGAUAUAUCGAGAGGUGGGUGGUGGCUUUUCUUUCGAUGGCGUUCUUGCCUUUCCAUCAGGUCUUCUCCCUUGAAGGAUUGGGAUGUCUUGUUUUUCGAUACUGUAUACUUACCACUGUGCUCACAGGACGAACUCGAACAAGAGAUCGAACGUCUCAAAGCCAAGCUAGCGAAGAAGUCCUCUUCCUCAAAACUCAGUGAUAGCUCAUCGCUACGCCGCGUUCCAUCUACUUCGAGUCUUGUCAGUCUUGAUUCGAAUACAGUCGUUUGCGAGAUCUGUGAACGGCCGGGGCAUGAUAUAUUCAGCUGCG